Helicoverpa armigera (cotton bollworm) is the source of this 5516-nucleotide messenger RNA. RefSeq names its product fibrosin-1-like protein (gene tay). The record is from RefSeq and is a predicted model, not a curated record. The transcript is spliced from 11 exons. Bases 651 to 4376 code for a protein of 1241 amino acids. Lineage: Eukaryota; Metazoa; Arthropoda; Insecta; Lepidoptera; Noctuidae.
CGCCGCACUCUCGCCCCGGACGUCGGCCGUACUGUUCGUUAUUACUCGAUGAUCUUCUUCUUUGUCUCGCACACGAUCGCGAUACAUCGUUAUUUUUAUUCCGAACUGACAUCUAGACCCGGCUUGGAUUCCUAUCGAACUCUGGAUUUCAGUGCUAACGGAUUGCAGUGACACUAGUGGAUAUGUCUUUUUAUUAACGUAUUUGUUUUUAUGUCAAGUGCACUAACAAAGUUUACUGUCACUAAUUAACAUUAAUAGUGUUUACGGAAUAAUAUGACUUAUAUGUGAAAACUGUGAAAAGUGAUAAUUUAAUGAUAGGCAUGAAUGUUUACAUUAAAUGGUGUACGUUUUAUGAAAACUGAAGUAUCCCAUUUCAAUAGAAGUCAAACACAGUUACCAUAGUGAGGAUCAAAGAUUCGCCUAAGAACAAUGCAGAAGGCAGCAGCAAAAAGGAAAGCAAGAAAAAAAACAACAAACAAAAGACGGAAGGAAGUGGUUCGGUGACAGGGAAUAAGGUCGAAAAGACUGCGUCUGCUGCUGUAAAGGUGGACAAGGAAGCCAAAAGACCAUCGCCAACCAAAGAUGUCCCAGAACAACAGGCGAGUCCCGAAAAUAGCAGAAAUGCUUCUCCACGGUACCACGAUGCAUCAAUGGAAGAUGCAUCGGACGCAGGCUCUCUGUUCCGAGUGGCGGGCGCGGCAGCUACAGCGGGGGGCGCCAAGAAUGAGCUGGUUGCUCGGGGUGGCAGUGGCGGCGCGCUCGCUCUGUCCCGCGCGCCGGUGGGUGGCAGCGCGAGCCCCGCGCCGGCGCCGCUGCCGCAGCCUGCGCCCUCGCCCGCGCCGGCCGCCCUGCCGCCGCCCGCGCUGCCGCCGCCGCCCUUCCGCGCCGACACACCACACCGGCCCAACGGCGCGCACAUUCCUGCUCUCGAUGGCCACGCCGCAACGCAAAUCCCGGCGCGGCCAGUCGGCGCCGCCGGACCCGACACGCCCGAGCGCCCCGCCAGCAACAGCAAGUUGCAACCAGGCGCGAGAGCCUCCGCAGACAGUCCUACCCCUGCACCUCCCGCUCCCCCCGCACCCUCUCCUCUAUUCCCUUCGCAUACCGCCUACCAAUCUCAGUCCCAAUCGCAUGCUGCCGCCGCGUUACCAGACUUCCGGCAUACGAACCAUGAAACGCGAACCGAGCCUCCAGAGCAGCCUCCGGCGCCCCUGGACCUGCACACACAUCACACGGCGCACCACACGCCGCGGCCGCCGCACCUCGCGCCCAGCCCGGCCCAGGCGCCGCAUCCUAGUCUCCAGAGCCGCGUGCCGCACUCGCAGGCGCAUCCAGUGAUGCCUGGCCAUGACGUUCGAAAUCAACCGGUCGCAGCUCAGACACAUCCCUCCGUUCCUACCUCGUUUUCGAACCGCGUCAAUGGUGUUCCGCAAAGCGUAGCACCACAUUCGACGCCUUCUUCAAUUCCGAGCUGUCUUCCGAGUCAAACUCUCACAGGACGGUCGCUCUCUCCGGCCGCGCCGACCUCUCGCCCCUACCCCACCCCGUCCAUCGGGUCUAGUCAUGUAAACUCCAGUAUAAGUUCCAGUAUUCACGGUCACUCAAUAGCUUACCAGAGUCAGUCGAGUUUACAGAAACAUUCCGUUCAGCCUGUGUAUGCGAACAGACCGUCACAUCUCGCACCCUUCAGCAUAUCUAAUCACAUUUCAUCCAGUCACAUUCAGUCUUCUACAGCGAAUCAACCUCCAAUCCCCCCGCAUAUGAGCCAUCCGAUGAACAGUCAUUCCGCUACUAGCCUUUCGAGUCACCUCCCUGUAGUUAACCCCAGUUCCUUAUCGACGUCCACACCAAACCAUAUUGUUCCCCCGUCUACUUUAGCGUCUAUCACAAGUACCACGAUGUCUUCUUUCACCCCCAGCCUUAAGUCACACCCGGGUGUCAAUUUACCACCCCAACCGACCUCUGUCGCCACGCCCGUAUCUUCUCACUUACCAAGCAGCCACGUGGAUUCAUUACCCACGUCCAGUUGUACACCGACAAACUUAACACCAGUGUUGACGAAUACCAGCAGCAACAAUCAUCCUCUGGUGCCUCCCGUCGUCGACUCCAGGCAACCUCCAAUAUCGUCAUGUGAGCUGCCUGCGCGUACUGAGAGUCCGAUUGUCUCCUCAACCCUAGCUUCCAAUAGUUAUCCGCCUCCUGCAGUAUAUUCAGGAUCUUCGUAUCCGGCGUUGUACACGCCAUAUGCCGCCACAAUGCAACACAGUCCUUACCUACCGCCUGCUGCGGCUUCACCGCGGAACUCAGCUGACACGAGAACGAGUUUAUCUGCGUCGCCUUUGGUUGCACCAAAAACACCUAAGGGAGUGCGACCUCACACGCCGGGAUCUACGGGCGCGGCGGGGGCUGCACUCUCCUACUCUCCACGUGGCCACAGUCCUAAUAGAGAACGCGAAAGUUUCAGCAGCAACAUCAGCAGCCUGUCUCGCAGCACGCCCGCGUCGGCCGCGGCCUCGCUGCCGUCGCUGGCGCCGCCACUCGUGGCGCCGCUCGCCGCUCCACUCGCCACACCUUUAGCUGCUCCAAUGCCGGUUCGGACAGAAAGACAUGAACUGUAUAAACCUCAGGGUCCUCUCCCGGUGUCGUUGGCGGGGCCGCUGCCGGCGCCGCUGCCCCCGCUGGGCGGCGGGCUGGUGCCGCUGGCGCCGGCGCUGGGCCCCGCGCUGUCGGCGCCGCUGGCGGCCCCCACGCCCACGCCGGCCGCGCCCGCGGGCCCGCACCUCACGCACUCGCUGGCGCCCGUGCCCACCGUGCCCAGCAUCAGCUCCAGCGCCAAGCCGCCGGCUCACUGGGGGGUCACCAGGCCGACUGGGGCGGAGCGGCCUUCAGGCUUCGCGCCCGCUCCACCUUUGUUCGGAGCGCCGCUUCCACCGCCUAAUCCCAACCCGUUCUCUGCCGAAUCACUAUUUCAAAGCAAGACGUGCUUUUCAGGCCCGGGCGCGGACCUGCUGCGGCGCGAGCUGGACAACCGGUUCCUGGCGGCGGCGGGCGCCGUGUCGGGCGUGCGCACGGAGAUGCACCACCACCAGCACCAGCACCAGCACACGCACGUGCACCAGCACCCGCCGCACGCGCAGCCGCCGCACCCGCACCACCCGCACCAGCUGCUCGUGCCGCACGCGCCGCUCUUCAAGGAUGUAAGCAAAAUGUCAUCGCUGUACCGCAGCGGAAUCGGGCUCGGUUACCCAUACUCCUCAAGUCUUCUGCAUCCCACCGGACCCUACGUGCCACCGGCGCCACUUACUACAUACGCUCCUAAGCCCGUAGUGUCAGCCGCAAGCGACUCCACCUCUAAACCACCACCACGUCCCGCUGUCGCGAAAACGGGAAAGUGGAAUGCGAUGCACGUAAGGAUUGCUUGGGAGAUCUACAAUCACCAACAAAAAGAGAAGACGGGCGGCGGCACAAUGCCGGGCAGCGCCGACAAAGACAAGCUGCGAGCGUUCCCCGCGCCGGCGCCGCCCCCGCCCACCUACCGCUCGCCCUACGAGCUGCCGCCCUCGCCCUAUCUGCCGCACCACCCGCACCUAGGUACGCUCCGGCGCUUCGAGCCCGGCCUGCCCGCGCCCGCGCCCGCUUCUCACCGAGCUGUGCGCGUUUCAGGCGUGUCCCCCUUCGCGCGGUACGGGCCCGGCGCCUACCCCGGCGCGCCGCCCUUCGGCCUCACGGCGUACGGCCGCGACCUGGCGCUGUCCUCCUCGCUGCACGGCGUGCACCACGCGCCGCCGCUGGGCGCGCUGCACGACGCCUGGCGCGGCGUGCGCCCGCCCGCGCCGCCGCUCUCCGCCGAGGCGCGCCGCGACCACGACGAGCGCGAGCGCGCCCGCCGCGAGCGCGACGAGCGGGAGCGGCGCGAGCGGGAGGAGCGCGAGCGCCGCAAGGCGCGCGAGCAGCGCGAGCACCGCGACCGCGAGCUCGAGCGGGCCCGCGCGCGCUCCCCGCUGCGCAACGGCGCGCCCGACGCCAUCAAGGAAGAGCGCAAGGAGCCUCCGCGACACCCGCCUCCCUCGCUGCCGGCUUACCCGCCGCCGCCACCUUGGGACCCUUACCGUACAUUCGACCCUCUGCAACACAUGCGAUUCGCGCCGCUCGUGGAGGCGGCCAUCCGAGCCGAGGAGGACCGCGCCAAGAUGUUGAGUGCGUACGCUCACCACCAGCAGUUGAAGUCGAGCCCGCUGCUGCACCGCGGACUGCCGCCGCACGCGCCGCUGCCGCCGCUGGGCUCGCACGCGCCGCUGGCCCCGCUGGCACCACUGGCGCCGCCACUGGCCCCGCUCGCGCCGCUGGACCUGCUCAAGAAGGAAGAGCCGCGAUGAUAGCGAUGCGGCGCAACCGCCGUGUCGCCGAGUGUACAUAAAGUAGCGUAAACGACGUCGCAAGUGAGAGUACGACUAAUUUAAUGUAUAUCGUUUCGCAUUAUCGGUUUAGAGAAUUAUUUAUUGUAACGUCGCUUACAGAACGACGAUUGUCAGUUCGGUCGGCGUCCCGUCUUGCCGGUGUCGUUUCGUUAGAGACAGUGAGGUAGAGUGAGGGAGCUAGUUCGCAGACGAGGCGAGCUGGGGACCGGAGGGUGGUGCGAGCUGCAGCUCGACAUGUGCAAUAUUGGACGAGAACACUGGGCGCUCGUCGCCGCCGGCCUGUACACUACUGCUUGUUUAUUUACAUGAAAAUAUCUAUCGAGUUGUUAUUGUGACCAUUAUUAGUUAAUUAUACAUGAAAAUUGCUGAUUAUUGUGAAGGAUAGGAUUAUCGGAAUCGCUAUCGAUAUAAUUAUACAUAUUUAUAUAUACUUAUAAAUAAAAUGUAAAUAUUAGUAUGUAAAUUAGUGUUAAAAUAUAGAAUUGGUUUAUUUAACGUCAUACAAAAGAAAAUCCCAUAAAUUAUUAUUGCAUCGGGAGUUUAAUUUACACUUCCGUUAAAAAUCUCAAUGGUUUUUCAAUUGUACCAGUGGAGUUUUGUUUAUUUAUACUCCCCCUUAGUGAACACAAUUUCAGGUAUAGCAGUUAUUUCAUUUAAAUGCAUUUAAAAUAUGUGAUAUUAUUGUAUUGUGAAAUACAUUUUGUCUGACUUCAAAGUAGUGUCUAUUCUCAGGUAUCUAGAUAUAACAGUAAUACAAUAAUGGUUGGAUUUGUAUUUAUCAUAAAUCAUGUUGUUUUCAUUAAAAUUGUAUUUGUCAACAAGCGAUGUAAUUAUGAAAUCCUUAGUAACUUUAUCAUCAUGUCAUGUACUAUUAUACUCUUAUGUGCCAUUGAAUCAAUUUUAAACGGGCAUUGAGUCAGACAAAAUUGAAUUUAGGAUUUAUCAUUACAGAUACAUCUGACAGUUUGUGUUCUUAAAAUCUCAAGAAUGACUCAGAAUUAUUAUAGUUUAUUCAAAAUCAUUCUGUAUACUAAAAAGUAAAUGAAAGCUUGGUGCGAUUCAGAAAAUACCAUUAAAACUUUUGAUUUUUAUACCAAA